AUGGCUUCAGGAGUCCCUUUUGUAAUGGAAAUUGCCCAGGACAGAGUUAAAGACUGCCACGUGUCCCCUGUUGGGUUUUACUGCUUGGAACAAGGAUUUGUUGUAGCAAUCAUAUGUGCCCCAGUCCUAAAUAUUGAUGUAAAAGCUGGAAAUGAUGGCAGGCAUCUGGAUAUUGUCAGGUAGGACAGAAAUGUGCAAAUUUCCUAAUUUUGCAAACAUUACCUGCAGACAGAAAACUGUGAGGGGAAGGUGAUUUUGCUGCAGCAUGAGAAGAAUGGGAACAAGGCAGAGCUGCAGCACACCCUGUGCAGGACAAGGCAUAACUGAGGCAGGGACAGGGGACAGGGGAGAUGCUCCAGAGUAUUCCCUUAGCCUGUUAGCCCUGCUAACAUCUCCCUCAGCCCUGGUGGCUCUGGACAAGCAAAAUUCAUGCCCUGAGUGGGAAUACUGUGGGAGUGUCCAUCUUUAUCCCUGCAGUAUCCUGAGAGCUCCUGAGGUGUGCUUUGCUCAUUCUGCUCAGGUGUGCUUUGCUCAGCCCGUUCAGGUGUACUUUGCUCAGAUUGUUCAGGUGUGCUUUGCUCAGCCCGUUCAGGUGUGCUUUGCUCAGCCCGUUCAGGUGUGCUUUGCUCAGCCUGUUCAGGUGUGCUUUGCUCAGAUUGUUCAGGUGUGCUUUGCUCAGAUUGUUCAGGUGUGCUUUGCUCAGCCCGUUCAGGUGUGCUUUGCUCAGCCCGUUCAGGUGUGCUUUGCUCAGAUUGUUCAGGUGUGCUUUGCUCAGAUUGUUCAGGUGUGCUUUGCUCAGCCUGUUCAUUGUGUCUGGAAGGAGAGGGCUCUGGUCUCUUGCAGCUCCUCCAACUCCAUUUCCUCUCGUUCUGUGAGUGUGAAGAGACAGAUUUCAAGUUACAAUCCCAAAAUGGGGGGAACAUCACCAAGCCAAGAGCUUUCAAACUCAGAUAAGGAGAGCCAGCUUAUGUUUUACAAUCGUGUUUUAGGAUAGACAGGUAAUAAAGUAACACCUUCCCCCUGCUCUGGGUCUCACAGCAGCCAGGCAUCCUUCUUUCCUCACAGCUCACAAAGCCUUGAUCUGGAAGGUAAGUCUAUACAUCCUAUAAAUAAAGUCUGCUAGGCUUCAUCUCUUCAUCCAAGACAAAAAGAAAUAUUUACAUUAUUUCUGUGUAGAAUAACACAGCACAAUUGCUCACUGCUUUUAUUCAUUUGGAAAUGUUGCUCAACCUGACAAACGAAACAGAAGUCUGGCAUAAUUUUCCAUGGCUUGUAAACACCAAUUUAUAUAUAAACAACAGCAGCCAAAUGUAAAUAGACAAUCAGCACAGCAAGGAGAUUGAAAAGAUCAGUUUGCAAAGCAUGACAGAUUUUCUUCUUCCAGCAUUCUUCUCACUCCUGGUUAUCAAAGGCCAGCACACAAGCAGUACCUCAGGCAGACCUGUUUGAACAUGCUCUCCUGCCUUUUGUACAAAUUUAAAAGAAUGGAUCCUCACGCAAGCAUUCCAAAUUGAGAAACAAAUUUGAAAAAAAAUUGCUACAAUGCACUGACAGAUUUCUCUCCAAGGAGCUGCUUGAUCCAUUCUUGCACUGAGAAAAUGAGAGGGGGAAAUCUGUACCUCUGUAAUUAAAAAUUAAAACCAGAGCAUUCCUUGCAUGCUCCGUUUGCUCAAGGGAGAAAGAAGUACCUUUGCUCUGCUUUUACUCCUUGGUGUCAACAAAGUUCUCCAGAGCUGAAGGAGUAUUAAUUUUUCUUCUCAGCACAAAGAUGCUGCUGACAUAUUAGGACUUAGCCAUAAUUUAACACAUUAAAAUGAGGGCGAAAAGGGGCAGUAUUGGGCUUUAAUAACAGAUAAACGGCAUAACUCUAAGAUUCUUCUUCUUCCUGCAACAAAAGAGAGCACUGCAGCCAGCAGGUGAGCAAGAGAACACUACAGGGUGUGGUGAAGAUCCCAUUAAAUUAACUGUGAAGCCAAAAACUCUGUGUGUGUGUGUGUGUGUGUGAGCAUGUGGGUAUAAAAUAUCUGGCUAUUUCAAACCAUGGGAGCAUGACAGCUGUGAAAAAGGAGUGCCGCAGGGAAUUCUUUUAGAGUUUGGUUUUUUUUAAAAUAUGUUUGACAUGGAAAAUGUUUUAGUACAAAUAAAGCAACUGGUAUUGAACUUAAAAAGUGUAUGCGGAGGGGAAGGGAGAAAGAAGAGAUUGCUGUGUGGAACAGGGAUGAAUUAUUCAUGAUAUUUAAAGAAAGAAUGCCUCCGAAAUGUUCUGCAAGGCAGUCCAUGCUGAUAAGUCGGAUGGUUAUUUUCCCCCCCAUUUAAAGCAUCAUUAAUUCAACAUCUUUGUGAUUUUUUAAAAAAAAAAGAACCUUGUGAGAUAUUUCUGAAAGAAACAUUAUUUAACUUAGAUUAGGAUCUUAUUUAUUCAGAUAAUUUCGUAUAAAUAUCAAAGAGACGAGUGGAAUUAUUUAACCAUAAAGAGACAGCUUAAGUACUUUAAGAAAAUAAUCGAGAAGUCUUUUUUUGUUGGUUUUG
This is a messenger RNA of Sturnus vulgaris (Common starling), 2529 nucleotides long. Lineage: Eukaryota; Metazoa; Chordata; Aves; Passeriformes; Sturnidae. The record is from RefSeq and is a predicted model, not a curated record.